Haliotis rufescens (red abalone) is the source of this 3220-nucleotide messenger RNA. Its product is annotated as sodium- and chloride-dependent glycine transporter 1-like. Gene Ontology annotation, cellular component: membrane. Gene Ontology annotation, biological process: sodium ion transmembrane transport. Lineage: Eukaryota; Metazoa; Mollusca; Gastropoda; Lepetellida; Haliotidae. The transcript is spliced from 16 exons. The record is from RefSeq and is a predicted model, not a curated record. The coding region runs from base 84 to 2327 and encodes 747 amino acids.
UGACUACACGGAGUUCACGGAUCAGCUGAGAAACUUAACCUGUCUGUUAGAUUGACGGACUGCUAUGUACAUCUCCAUGCGUCAUGGGCAAAGGAAAGGAUAAAAAGGAAAAGAAGGACAAAAAGACCAAGAACAAUAAGAAAAAUAAGUCGAAAAAUGAUUUGGACGAAACUGGAUUCGAUGACAUCCCGUUGGGAAACCGGAAGUUGAACACGGAGUCCCUGGAUACUGGAAUCUACCUGGAGGAUGGGUCCUCGGCGUCCCGCGUUACCGGGGCAACGUCCGAUUACUCCCUCGCGUCACGUGACAAGUCUCAGAGUUCCCACAACGGGAACAGCGUCUACGGCGCCAACAGCCGCACCCAGAUAUUCGGCGAGGAUGAAAACGAGGAGCGGGGCAACUGGACGGGGAGGUUCGACUUCAUCCUGUCCAUGCUGGGGUAUGCGGUGGGGCUGGGGAAUGUAUGGCGCUUCCCCUAUCUCUGCUACAGGAACGGGGGCGGGGCGUUCCUUCUCCCCUUCCUCUUGAUGAUGGCCAUUGUGGGGGUACCGCUGUUCUUCCUCGAGGCCUCCCUGGGGCAGUUCUGUAGCAGCGGACCGAUGACCUGCUGGAUGUUCGCCCCGUUGUUUAAAGGAGUGGGUAUAGCUAUGGUCGUCGUGUCCGCUCUGACCAGUAUCUACUACAACAUGAUCCUAGCCUGGUCCCAGUUCUAUCUGUUCGCCUCCUUCACCAGUGAGCUGCCGUGGAAGACGUGUGACAACGCCUGGAACACCCAUGACUGCAGUUUGAAGUUGCCGAAGGUGACCUGCGCUGACGGGGACGUGUACAACAACGGCACCUGCUACGAGAAGGGUGAAUUCGUGGGGUUAUGGAACGUAACUCUAUUUCAAGACAGCACUGGCCGGAAGAGGGCGCUCCCAUCAGAAGAGUACUGGACGAACCACGCCCUUAAGAUGUCAGACAGUAUUGACGAUUUUGGAUUACCCGACUGGAGGCUUGUUCUGAACCUGAUGCUAGCCUGGGUCAUCUGCUUCUUCUGCCUCAUCAAGGGCAUCAAGACAACUGGCAAGGUUGUCUACUUCACCGCCAUCUUCCCAUACGUCGUCUUGCUUAUACUGUUUUUCCGCGGAGUAACAUUGCCGAACGCUUCCGAAGGAAUCUACUACUUCAUAGUGCCGGACUUUGCCAGACUUGGUGACGCCAGGGUAUGGAAGGACGCCGCCAACCAGAUAUUCUUCUCCAUGUCCAUAGCAGGCGGAGGCCUGGUCACGUUGUCCAGUUACAACAGGUUCCACAAUAACAUCAUCAGAGACUCCAUCAUCGUAUCCCUCGGGGACUCCAUCACAUGCAUCUUCGCCGGCUUUGUCAUCUUUUCCUACCUUGGCUACAUGGCCGGCAAGCUGGGAGUCGACAUUAAGGAUGUCGCUACAGACGGUGCGGGUCUGGCGUUCACCGUGUACCCAGAGGCAGUGUCCAGCCUCCCUCCAUCCACGCUGUGGUCCAUCCUCUUCUUCUUCAUGUUGAUCACUCUGGGCCUCGACAGUCAGUUCGCCAUGCUGGAGACGGUGCUGACUGGAUGCUUGGACCAGUUCCCCGCACUCAGACCGAAAAAGACCUGGGUGAUCCUGGGGAUCUGUUUCCUGUUCUUCAUACUGGGGCUGCCCCUGACGACACCCGGGGGCAUGUACCUGCUGCAGCUGAUGGACAAUUUCGUCGGGGGAUGGACCCUCAUCAUUAUAGGGUUCUUCGAGUUGGUAGCAGUUAUAUUUGUAUAUGGUGCCAACAGGUUCUGUAACGAUAUCCGGAUUAUGACCGGCUAUAACUGGUUCCUGUGGUGGAAGAUCUGCUGGUACGGACUCAGUCCAGUCACAAUAGGGUUCAUCUUCAUCUUCACCUGGGUGGACUACUCCCGCCUCACCUACGGCGACUACACCUACCCCAUCUGGGCCGAGGUCUUGGGCUGGCUGCUCGCCUUCACCUCCAUCGCCGCCAUCCCCGUCGUCAUGCUCUACCGCAUCAGUAAGGAGGACGAGGGAGACAACGCAUGUCAGAAAGUACAACUUCUUACCAUACCGACAGAGGAAUGGGGCCCCGCCCUGGUCAAGCACAGGAAGCUGGUCCAUUAUGUCGACGACUUUGUUGUUGACCCCUGGGAAGCAAAACGGGCAAAUACAUUUGUGAACUAUGCAUUCAAGUCACAGUCCCGAGACACACUGGACACCGGAAGUUAUCUCUCUGAGGUCACGACUGAAUCAAGGUUUACACGAGGGUCAAGGACGACAGGUCACUCGGUGCAUACAGUUUCAUCUUUCGAGUCCACAGUCUGAUACCAAGUAGACAACUCUCAGAAUCGUGCAAUAUAAGUCAUUCCACCCUUCAUUGACUGGUUCUAUUGGUGGCCCAUAGCUAUUCUCGGCUGUGAAGUACCGAUGACUGCUGAAACAUCCAGGUCAUCCUCGAUAGUCUAGGGUGUUAUAUUUCUAAAAUGCAAAUGGCACCCUUGAUAUGCUGAUCCGGGUACACUACAUGUAUUGGAUUCUCAUGACUGAGCAUAAUGUCAGGGGGAAAAGAAUAUGUAAGUCAUCACUAACUCAUAUUAGUACUGGCUUGUUAUAUCAAUUGUAAAAAGUCCAAAGAUCUAUCAUUUUUUUCUUCAAAAAAAUCCUUUCUCAACAGUUAGGACCGUCACUUAACUUAACAAAUACAUCUCAUUCCAUAAUCGCAUACAGAACCGUACAGCUAUUGGAAGCUAGCAUCUGUUGUCUCAUGUAUAGAAGUAGCGACCAGAUGCAGAGAAUGUGAUAACAAAAUCAAACAGGUUGAAGAACCUGUUAUCGUGAAAGAUGUCAUUUACUAACAAAGAGUUAUUCUGCAAAUGUUGACACAACUUACAGAGAAUCAGCUGAUGUGUCUCAUUCUCAGAAUAUACAGAGUUUAACGCAGAGACAAUAUAUGUAUUUCUUUAAACACAUUUAAGUAAUCAGUUUCAUUGUUGUGUUCUGUUAACGAUAUCCAUGUACAUACUAUUUUGUUUCUCAAAUUCAUGAAUGAGGUCGGUUUAACGCCACUUUGGUCAGUUUUCCAAUCAUAUCACAGUCUUAUAGUGUCAGUUUAAUGUGGGAGGAAAGCCCGAAGAUAUGCAGGUGUCAGACGUUUACAACUUUGGUGAAACCCACGAGUAAGGAUAUGGUGCUAACAAACCUCGAAACAUAAUCAGGGC